This is a messenger RNA of Diatraea saccharalis (sugarcane borer), 708 nucleotides long. NCBI's taxonomy places the organism in Eukaryota, Metazoa, Arthropoda, Insecta, Lepidoptera, Crambidae. The record is from the annotation of a GenBank genome assembly.
AUGAUUGGGAAUCUUAUUUUCAGACAUAUAACAUCAGCUGUUAAUGACUUACAACAAUCUCCUUACCUUAAAGAAGUAAUCAAAAUAGUAAGUACAGCAAAAAGCGGUAAACAUAUCAAAGAAAUAGUUUGUUUCGGUCUUGGGCAGAUCUCGGUGUGCAACAUUUCCAGGUAUCAAUUGGCCUUUUUACUAUGUUUAAAAGACAUUUAUAAACCUCGUUCAGUGCUUGUUCAUGACCCAAUCUUUUUCAAAGGCGAAUGUGAUGUACUAAAACAAUUUGGACUUGAGGUAAUAGAACAAAACAACGAGGGAAGUUACAUCAUAUCUGAUAGCGGCAUAACAUUAGUGUAUCUUCCUCAUUGUCCUAAACAAUUAACCAAUAACUUCUUAUGGAGUAACUGGUCUUUCAAUAUUCAAAAUUGUAUAAUCAUUGGUAAUAGUUUCAAUUCUAUAAUUGAGAAUAAUCCAAGCAGAUUGCUAUUGGAAACCGUUCCAUACAUUUAUAAAUUGCAUCCAUACACAAUUGAAAGUGUCCUUAUAAACAAUUUUAAGUAUACAGACAUAUUUAAUGAUACUUCGCUACAUUCAUUUCCAAAAGAAAAAUUAGAACAGGUUCCAAAAGGUUAUUGGGAUAAAGGUAUUAAACCAUCAUAUGAAAACAUAGAAGAAUUUAUUACAUCACACAUGGUUGAAAAGCUGAACAUUUAA